GGAGAGCCAAUCACGUUCAGCGAGGAGAUCUUCGUGACCCACCGCUCCAGUGCCAUGAGACAGUUCCUGCAGAACGCCAUCCAGCUACAGCUCUUCAAACAGGUACACACACACACACACACACACACACACACACACACACACACACACACACACACACACACACACACACACACACACACACACACACAUAACAGGCACCCCAUUUAUCAUUGGAAUAAACCUUAAUCUAUUUCUGUAGUUCAUCGAUGGCCGCUUGGACCUGCUGAACGCUGGUGAGGGCUUCAGUGAUAUUUUCGAGGAUGAGAUCAACAUGGGAGAGUAUGCAGGUGCGAAUACAAUCAUAUCAAACAUUUUUACUAGGUCUCAAAGCACCUGACUUGAUCUUUGGUUGGGGACCGGCAGACAUUUCAAGCCUACUGCUAUACAGGUUAGUAAUGGGACUUGGGUUAGGACCAUUGACUCCUCCACUGCUAUAGACGUUAGUAAUAGGAAAUGGGUUAGGACCAUUGACACCUCCACUGCUAUACAGGUUAGUAAUGGGACUUGGGUUAGGACCAUUGACACCUCCACUGCUAUACAGGUUAGUAAUGGGACUUGGGUUAGGACCAUUGACACCUCCACUGCUAGAGACGUUAGUAAUGGGACUUGGGUUAGGACCAUUGACACCUCCACUGCUAUACAGGUUAGUAAUGGGACUUGGGUUAGGACCUUUGACACCUCCACUGCUAUAGACGUUACUAAUGGGACUUGGGUUAGGACCAUUGACUCCUCCACUGCUAUAGACGUUAGUAAUGGGACUUGGGUUAGGACCAUUGACUCCUCCACUGCUAGAGACGUUAGUAAUGGGACUUGGGUUAGGACCAUUGACACCUCCACUGCUAUAGACGUUAGUAAUGGGACUUGGGUUAGGACCAUUGACUCCUCCACUGCUAUAGACGUUAGUAAUGGGACUUGGGUUAGGACCAUUGACUCCUCCACUGCUAGAGACGUUAGUAAUGGGACUUGGGUUAGGACCAUUGACACCUCCACUGCUAUAGACGUUAGUAAUGGGACUUGGGUUAGGACCAUUGACACCUCCACUGCUAUACAGGUUAGUAAUGGGACUUGGGUUAGGACCAUUGACACCUCCACUGCUAUAGACGUUAGUAAUGAGACUUGGGUUAGGACCAUUGACACCUCCACUGCUAUACAGGUUAGUAAUGGGACUUGGGUUAGGACCAUUGACUCCUCCACUGCUAUACAGGUUAGUAAUGGGACUUGGGUUAGGACCUUUGACACCUCCACUGCUAUAGACGUUAGUAAUGGGACUUGGGUUAGGACCAUUGACUCCUCCACUGCUAUAGACGUUAGUAAUGGGACUUGGGUUAGGACCAUUGACACCUCCACUGCUAUAGACGUUAGUAAUGGGACUUGGGUUAGGACCAUUGACACCUCCACUGCUAUACAGGUUAGUAAUGGGACUUGGGUUAGGACCAUUGACUCCUCCACUGCUAUACAGGUUAGUAAUGGGACUUGAGUUAGGACCAUUGACUCCUCCACUGCUAUACAGGUUAGUAAUGGGACUUGGGUUAGGACCAUUGACACCUCCACUGCUAUAGACGUUACUAAUGGAACUUGGGUUAGGACCAUUGACACCUCCACUGCUAUAGACGUUAGUAAUGGGACUUGGGUUAGGACCAUUGACACCUCCACUGCUAUACAGGUUAGUAAUGGGACUUGGGUUAGGACCAUUGACUCCUCCACUGCUAUAGACGUUAGUAAUGGGAGGGGGUUCCCAAACCUUUUGCUUUGUGACCAACCAAUUGAGGUGUCUGUUGAGUCGUAACCCACCAUAAGGGUUGAGCAGUGAAAAAAACAGUCCCGACCCACAGUUUGGGAACCACUGCUCUAUAGAAUGUCCACUGUGUUAAGACGUUGACCUUUCACCCCUGUGACCUCACCUCUGUUAACUCCACAGGCAGUGACAAGAACUACCACCAGUGGCUAUUCACAGUAAAGGUAGGUCCUACAUUUCAACCGAUAAAAGUGCCCAUAUUUAACACAGUCACAUUUAGUAAAUAAACAGUUGAUUUCUCGCAUGCUAAGAGAGAAAGUUUAGUGCCAUUUUUUUAUGUCAGAAAACAAUGCCAACAUUUCUAUGACUGUUGCCAUGUAAUUGUCAGAUGUGCAAUGGUUUUGUCUCCAACAGAAAGGGGGCGGUGCUAUCUUUAACACAGUGAGGACCAAGGCUAAUCCGGCCAUGAAAACAGUCUAUAAAUUUGUAAGUCCCUCUAUCAUGACUAUUACACCAUAACACUCCCAAAAUGUUUCACUGUUAACUGUCACCAUAUUGAUGCCACUUUAAAGGGGAAAUCUGCAGUUCAAACAAUAGCAAAUUGGUUUUGGUAAACAGCUUAGGGAUGUGGCUGGAGAAAUGUAACCACUCUCAAAUUCAUAGACAACUCUGGAUGAAAGGACUGACCAUCCAUGAUAUAAAAAUUCUAGUUUUAACCAUAUUUUGAAGCUAUACAGGAUUUGUUUACAAUUACAUUGUUUACAAACAGUGGGGUAAAAUAAGCUUAUAUAUUGGGUUCUGAUGGAGUGCAAGAGUUGAACUAAGCUCAUGAGGCAUUUAUAAGUUAUUUUCUUCAAGAAUCAAUGGGUAUAUACACUCACCGGCUAGAUUAUUAGGUACACCCAUCUAGUACCGGGUCGGACCCCCCUUUGCCUUUGAACAGCCUAAAUUCUUCGGGGAAUGGAUUCUUCAAGGUGUCGGAAACGUUCGUUGCUCAAUUGGUAUCAAGGGACCUAACGUGCCUGGAAUACCUUCCCCACAUCAUUACACCUCCACCAGCCUGUACCAUUGACACCAGGCAGGAUAGGUUCAUGGAUUUAUGCUGCUUAUCCCUCAAUGUGAGCAAGAGAAAGGAGCUGAUCGUGGACUACAGGAAAAGGCUGGCCGAACAGGCCCCCAUUAACAUCGACGUGGCUGUAGUGGAGUGGGUCCAGAGUUUCAAGUUCCUUGGUGUCCACAUCACCCACGAACUAUCAUGGUCCAAAUACACCAAGACAAUCGUGACGAGGGCACGACAACACCUUUUCCCCCUCAGGAGACUGAAAAGAUUUGGCAUGGGUCCCCAGAUCCUCAAAAAGUUCUGCAGCUGCACCAUCGAGAGCAUCCUGACCGGUUGCAUCACCGCCUGGUAUGGUGUACCUAAUAAACUGUCCGGUGAGUGUAUAUACAGUGCAUUCGGAAACUAUUCAGACCCCUUCCCUUUUUCCACGUUUUGUUACGUUACAGCUUUAUUCUAAAAUUGAUACAAUUAUUUUUUGUCCUCAUCAAUCUACACACAAUACCCCAUAAUGACAAAUCAAAAACAGGUUUUUAGAAUUUUUUGCUAAUUUAUUCAACAUAAAAAACAGAAAUACCUUAUUUACGUAAGUAUUCAGACCCUUUGCUAUGAGACUCGAAAUUGAGCUCAGGUGCAUCCUGUUUUCCAUUAAUCAUCCUUGAGAUGUUUGUACAACUUGAAUGGAGUCCACCUGUGGUAAAUUCAAUUGAUUGGACAUGAUUUGGAAAGGCACACACCUGUCUAUAUAAGGUCCCACAGUCGGCAGUGCAUGUCAUAGCAAAAACCAAGCCAUGAGGUCGAAGGAAAUGUCCGUAGAGCUCCGAGACAGGAUUGUGUCGAGGCACAGAUCUGGGGAAGGGUACCAAAAAAUGUCUGCAGCAUUGAAGGUCCCCAAAAACACAGUGGCCUCCAUCAUUCUUAAAUUGAAGAAGUUUGGAACCAUCAAGACUCUUCCUAGAGCUGGCCGCCCAGCCAAACUGAGCAAUCGGGGGAGAAGGGCCUUGGUCAGGGUGGUGACUAAGAACCCGAUGGUCACUCUGACAGAGCUCCAGAGUUCCUCUGUGGAGAUAGGAGAACCUUCCAGAAGGACAACCAUCUCUGCAGCACUCCACCAAUCAGGACUUUAUGGUAGAGUGGCCAGACGGAAGCCACUCCUCAGUAAAAGGCACAUGACAGCCCACUUGGAGUUUGCCAAAAGGCACCUAAAGGACUCUCAGACCAUAAGAAACAAGAUUCUCUGGUCUGAUGAAACCAAGAUUGAACUCUUUGGCCUAAAUGCCAAGCGUCAUGUCUGUAGGAAACCUGGCACCAACCCUACGAUGAAGCAUGCUGGUGGCAGCAUCAUGCUGUGGGGAUGUUUUUCAGCGGCAGGGACUGGGAGACUAGUCAGGAUCGAGGGAAAGGUGAUGCAACCUGCUGCAGAGCGCUCAGGACCUCAGACUGGGGCGAAGGUUCACCUUCCAACAGGACAACGACUCUAAGCACACAGCCAAGACAACGCAGGAGUGGCUUCGGGGCAAGUCUCUGAAUGUCCUUGAGUGGCCGAGCCAGACCCCGGACUUGAACUAGAUCUGCAGAGAAGAAUAGGAGAAACUCCGCAAAUACAGGUGUGCCAAGCUUGUAGCGUCAUACCCAAGAAGACUCGAGGCUAUAAUCACUGCCAAAGUUGCUUCAACAAAGGACUGAGUAAAGGGUCUGAAUACUUAUGUAAAUGUUAUAUUUCAAUUUUUUAUUUUAAAUUUAAAUUAAUAAAAACCUGUUUUUGCUUUGUCAUUAUGGGGUAUUGUGUGUAAAUUUAUGGGGGGGGGGCUGUAAUGUAACAAAGUGUGGGAAAACUCAAGGGUUCUGAAUACUUUCCGAAUGCACUGUAUGUCAUGAAUUUAUAAGUCCAAAAAUUGAUGUAGCAACUGCUGAGUGCCCCUUUAAAGGUAGAAUGGAAGAUGACUCCUGACUUAGACAUCAGAAACAACAUCUGCUAAAUAACCCCUUGUGUGUUUUCCCUCCAAAGGCUAAAGAUCAUGCCAGGAUGGGGAUAAAGGAGGUCAAGAGCCGGCUAAAACAAAAGGUACCUAGUUCUCUGUGUUCAGCGUUUGGAUUUUGUUAACUUUGAUCAACGUAUAAAUUGACAUUUGUCUUUGGUCCAAAGCACCGGCUGAAGAACAACUUCACAGAACACAACUGACACACACACACACGUGCACAUGCAGACAUGUAUGCAAACACACACACACACACACAUGCGCUGCCACUCAUUGGGCGACAGAAUUCAUUCACUGACGGUUUUUCCUCUCCCAUACCUGGCUGUCACUCACUCUUGCCUCCGCUGUGUGUUCACCUCUCCAACCUGACCCUCUGUUGACCUCUCACCUCUCCAACCUGACUCUCUGUUGACCUCUCACCUCUCCAACCUGACCCUCUGUUGACCUCUCACCUCUCCAACCUGACCCUCUGUUGACCUCUCACCUCUCCAACCUGACCCUCUGUUGACCUCUCACCUCUCCAACCUGACCCUCUGUUGACCUCUCACCUCUCCAACCUGACCCUCUGUUGACCUCUCGCCUGUCCAACCUGACACUCUGUUGACCUCUUACCUCUCCAACCUGACCCUCUGGUGACCUCUCACCACUCCAACUUGACCCUCUGGUGACUUCACCUCUCCAAACCCCCCCCAACUAUAGCCCUGUAGGGCCUCCUCCCUCGACCUCCCACUCCCCCUCUCCCUGCAUGGAGACCAUCACCACCACUACCCCCUCCAUCCACGCCAACCUCCUCCGUCUUCUUGUACCCCUCUCCAGGAGCUAGCAGAGAACGGCUACUCCUCGACAGCAGGCACUGGUGGCACAGGAACGGGAACCGGGGAGGAGGGCACUACUGCCGAGUCGCCUACCUCCGCAGAUGGAAAGGACGGCAGCGCCCGCACCUGGGACGAACGGCGGCCCAUCACU
Molecule: messenger RNA, 5779 nt
Organism: Coregonus sp. 'balchen'
Lineage: Eukaryota; Metazoa; Chordata; Actinopteri; Salmoniformes; Salmonidae
Source: the annotation of a GenBank genome assembly